Messenger RNA from Brenthis ino (lesser marbled fritillary), 714 nucleotides. Lineage: Eukaryota; Metazoa; Arthropoda; Insecta; Lepidoptera; Nymphalidae. The record is from the annotation of a GenBank genome assembly.
AUGUCUUCUAUAGAUUUUGACCCAUCGAUAAAGUUAUGUCUAAAAUAUCUACAUUCGAGCGCUUCUGAUUCAACAGAACAAUUGCGUUUAACUCUUGAUGAUGUGAUUCGGCAGACGUAUGGUAAUUCAAAGACGCUUGGAAAUGUAUUACCGAAAAAGUACCUUAACGAAGAGAAAAUGGAAUCACCAUCCAGAUCUAAACACAAAAACGAGAAAAGUUCCAGCAGUGCAAAAACUGUUGCCAUACCACAACAAAGUCCUCAACAAAUACAAAUACCAGAGAGGGAGAGUGAUGAUGGUUCUGUUAUGGACUUUGACUUCUUACAAGAGGAUUUAACCUGUGUAGUUUGUAGGCAAAUAGCUGUGCAAGCUGGAAAUCGUUUAGUAGAAUGUGACGCUUGCCAUGCUUUGUAUCACCAGGAUUGCCACAAACCUGUUAUAAGUGAUAAUGACAUGUCCUCUGGUUGGCAAUGUGCAUCAUGUUUAUCAUCUCAGGGAUUUGCAGCUGGUUUUUCAAACAAGUCAUCAUCAGUAUCCAAGUCCCCUUCUCAUAUAUCUGGAUCUACUACUCCAGUUAAAAUAUCUUCUAGCAGCUCUUCAUCGUCUUCACCAUCUAAAGUUGUAACUCCAAAUAUCAAUAUAGUGUCUGCAGACAAAAGAAUACAAAUAAUGAAAAAGAAAGCUGCCAAACAACAUGAGAAAAAGAAAAGCAAA